Molecule: messenger RNA, 1771 nt
Organism: Erpetoichthys calabaricus (reedfish)
Lineage: Eukaryota; Metazoa; Chordata; Cladistia; Polypteriformes; Polypteridae
Product: cornifelin homolog
Exons: 4
Coding region: 37-504 (155 amino acids)
Source: RefSeq, a predicted model, not a curated record
CAAGUGUCAAGUGCAGAACGGAUAUCAGAAAUCACAAUGGCAACAUUUACCCAGCCUCAAUCUGUGAUUACCCAGCAAGUUACUAUUAUUAAAGGCCCUGAAUGGAGCACAGGAAUCUGUGACUGCUGUGAUGACAUGGGCGUUUGUUGCUGCGCUACCUGGUGUUUGCCGUGCUUCAUGUGCAAGACAGCCAGUGAUUUUGGCCAGUGCGUAUGUCUGCCCCUGCUCGACCCUAUGCUGACUGGCUACUUUUUUGGAUUUACACCUUUGACAAUUCCUCCCAUCUCUCUAGCCAUGCGAGCAUCCAUGAGGGAAAGAUUCGGCAUUCAGGGGACCAUCUGUGACGAUUGCUGCACAGUCUUCUGCUGCUACUCCUGCUCCUGGUGCCAAAUGGCGAGAGAACUGAAGAAACGGAAGCAACCUCUGACCAUUGUGAAUGCUCAAACCACAACAUUCAAUGUGGUCCAGCCAUCCCUGCAACCUGCCUACAAUCCCAAAUACUAACAUUUCAGUCCUGUGAAUUAUAUGAUGCACCAUACAAUGGAUGCUAUCUUAUAUUCAAUUGGUCGACUUAAGGAGUUUGCAUUGCUUUUGGUUUGUUGCUCAGCCUUGUGCAUUUAGUGUAUCCUAGCAGGCACAAUAAGGUGACUUAGGUCAGCUCUGAUGGGAUGAACCUGUAAAAAAAUUAAAUAUGUGACUGCCAUUCCUAAACAAUCUGGAUCUUCCAAGUCCUAAGUUAUGGAGAUUAUUACAAACACUGGUGGUCUCUAGCAGUGCAGUUCUGAUCAUAAUUUGUUUAGUAAGUUAUCAAUCGGCUUUAAUGUGAUGGUUUCAUCACAGGGGUUAAAAUGCCUUAAGAAUAUGAGAGAAGAUUUGUCCACCAUGAUCAAAAGAAAGAUUCAGAUUGAACAGUCACACUUUAGUAAGACAGCAGGCAAAGACAAGGAUAGGCAGCUUCUACUGACUGACAAGCCUAAGAGUUCAAAUUUCAUAGUGAGAUGAGAGCAUUCAACUUUAGUUUUCAUGUCCACUUGUGUAACUUUUCUCCCAUCCUUCCAUACAUCCACUGAUUUUUUUUAGCUCAGUUUUUUCACAUGUAGUAGGAUGCUGGCACCUUACUCAGCCCCUUCAGGUGUAGAUAAGGAACCCACCCAAGGACACAUGAACCAAAGAAAAUAAACCUCAGGAGACUGAAAAGGAAGACAAACCUGCUUAAGCCCAGACAGGUAGGAAGCAGACAACUGAUACAGCUUGGGUCCUGGUAGCAGUAGUAACAUCUGUGCCACCAUGCCAGCUCUAUCAGGAUCUACAUGAUGUAAAAUGAAAUUUAAACUGUGAAGAUUAUUAAGUAACUACUUACCUACAGUUAGGUAUACAAGGCAAAGUAACUGGUGCAGCUUGUGAUGAAGAAUCGGACUCAAGCUUGUACCUGCACACUGGCACCUUUUGUGUUUUACUUUAGUGUGACUUCCCAUCAAUAAUUCUGGAUUCUUUAAAACCCAAUCCUAUUGACAAUACAAAGACCCUACUAUGACACGCAAAAAGAAAGUUUCCAUUUAUUUAAGUUAAUAUAGGCUUAAACGUACCCAAGUACCCUGGAUUUGUGAUGCCCAUGGGCAGCAGAGGAUUUUUAAAAAUUCUUUAGAAUCUGUAAAUGUAUAUAUUUCAGUGAAAUAAAUUAUAAUGUACAUGUAAAUUAGUUGUAUACAGAUAUAUUGAUGCGUGUGUUGAUAUUAUCGUAAAUAAACUUGUGUUUAUUUAACUCUGUGAA